UCCUGAAGGGUGAGGUCUUGCCAAAUAACUAGAGGGAGUUCACCCUGCCCCAAACCCUGGAAGACCCCUCCAGACCCACUAUUGUUGAGGAUAACAGCAAGAUGCUGGGGGGUAGGGUGCAGAGCCAGGGUUGAGCCUGGUUCAGACCUGGAAAGGUACAGAGAGGAAUAAGAAGGGGCCAAGAGGUUCCAAAGUCCAGAGAAGGUCCUUAAGCCUCUCAACUCCUCCCAAGUCCCAGGAACCCAGAUGGUCCCAAGCAAGGGGUGAGCCCGGUGUGAAUCAGAGCCCAGCCUGUGAGUCUGAGCUCAUAUUUCCCUGAAAGGGAUGGAUUUUGCUUUCUACACCUCCAUUCCAACACUGCACCAGCUCUUCCCUCUGAAGUAACAGCUUGCCAAAAGCUUUCUCUCGGAGCACAUCCAGCCUUCCUGCCUUCCUACCUGCCUACCUGUGCAGCAUGCCGACUUUGCAACCCAAUGGGGACAAGCUACGAGAGAGCCUUCCCAGCCUUCCUAGGCCCGGCAGGGCAGUGGGGGUGAUAACAUCUAUCUGGAUGCUCUGCUGAACACUGUUCCCACGAAAGCCCUUAGUGCCCCUGAUGCCUUGAAGCCUGGCAUAGCCCCUAACUGAGCCAGCCACAUCGAUCUUAAAAGCAGAAUUUUGUGGGAGUCCUGCUCAUUGACCUUGGAGGUAGCUGGCCCAGGCCCUUUGGCUUCCCUGACGGUAGCUGACCACUUAUGACCUCAAACCCUUGACAUGACUCCAGGCCAGAGGAAUGGACAAGGCAGGAACAAUAGACCAGUCUGGGAUUCAUGAGGUCAUGCUCUAGAGAAAGCACUACCCUAGGCAGGCUACUUCCUUCUGAUCCCAGACCUGGUUAUACUGACCCAGGUCCUCUGCAAGAGCAGAGCCUUUUCUUUUCUGGACUCCAGGCUCUGGCGCCAGCCUCACACUUGUACUUUUGACAUCUACUCUUCCUAUUACUGGCCCUACAGUACCAAGCACAGCCAAGACAGAGCAAAGGACAGAAACAACAUAGGAACUAAGCUCAUUGUCCUGGCAGAAAGGGCCUUUGAGAGGUAAGGCCCAGGUCCCAAGUACAUAGGACAGCUGUAGAACUCCUACCCACUGAGGGAGAAACCCAAGAUACAUGCAGGUAUGUGCACAAGAAAUGAAGGCAGGAGAGAGGGCUGGUGUACCUCCUAUCCUCCCAUAGCCAGCCUGGUUGUGCUGACCACCUCCUGCAGUUUGAUCACUAGUGUUCUAAUAGUCCCCUAGUAGCAGAGGGCAGAGCAGCUGGCCCAACUCUUAGCCUAGAGGGAGGAUGGUUAAGAAGACCCUCCGAGAAGCAGCAGGCAUUCCAGGUUGAGGGAGAAGUGGUGGUUCCCAAUGAAUGCGACCUUUAAAGCCAAAUGUUUUUGGAAAGUGAUCUGGUUCAGUAGCCCAGAGCCAGGUGCUGGCUCCAGACCAAAUGGGCCAUUCCCCAGAGGUAUCCACAGGGAGGAUCCAUAGCAAAUGUCCUUGAAUGGUGGUUUGGAAGGCCCAGCAUAUUAAUGGUGUAAAUCCCCACCCCUUUUUACCUUUCCAGUUGUGGAGUGUGAGGGUGGAUUCUCCUUAUCCUGAGAGGCCACAACCCAGUGCAGCCCUGACUGCAAGUUUCAGGAGACCUGGUUUGUGGGUGGGGAUGGGGAAAACAGGGGAUUACUGGUGGCUGGGUGAGUUGGUUACAAGACAGACAGACCCAUGUCCCCUGCCCAGAGAGAUUACUGAUCCUCCUAAGGCUCCCACCAAAAAUUCUUGAUCCUUGAUAUCAAGGAGAGAAAGGUGUAUGUGUGUGUGUGUGUGUGUGUGUAAGUGCUCUCUCAAACUUCUAUUGGAAAAAACAAACAGAACAACAAAAACGGAGAGCAGGGAGCAAGGAGGGAAGCAUACCAAGGUGGGCGUGACCCUGAACCUUCAGCUGACAAGGCCCAGGGGCGUGGCCUCAUAAAUCUGAGCGGGUGUUGGACUGAGUUCCCGUGGUCUACGAAACAUGGCCCCGGGGCUGUCAGCCACACAGGGGAUCCUGCUGCUGCUGCCUCUCCUGCCUCUGUCGCAGGUGACGCUGGGUUCCGCGGACGGCAACUGUGACCCCUCGGAUCAGUGCCUCUGUCCCCACAGGUGCCCGCCCCAGGCCCGCUGGAGCAGCCUAUGGCAUGUGGGGCUUAUCCUGCUUGCUAUCCUCCUGAUGCUUCUGUGCGGGGUCACAGCCAGUUGUGUACGAUUCUGCUGCCUCAGGAAGCAGCCGCACACCCAGACACAAACACCAGCAGCAUGGCAGCCCUAUGACGGGACAGUCAUCCCCAUGGACAGCGACAGCCCGGCUCACAGCACUGUGACCUCCUACAGUUCCGUGCAGUACCCACUGGGCAUGCGGUUGCCCCUGUACUUUGGAGAGCCAGACCCUGACUCCAUGGUCCCCCCCACCUACAGCCUAUAUGCUUCUGAGCUGCCACCUUCCUAUGAUGAAGCUGUGAAGAUGGUAAAAGCCAGAGAGGAAGCAGCAGCUCCGUCUGAGAAAACCAACUCUGUGCCUGAGGCCUUGGAGCCAGACCACAACACCCAGUGGCCCUAAUCGUGCCUAUUUGAAAGGGUGGGAGUUCUUUCUUCUGGAGCCAUUAAACCAUAGCCUGGAUUCCUGGCAGUUAGGACCAAGGAACCCCACCUGUGUCAUCCUUCCCCUGGGAAGGCCAGCCAUCCAGCACAUUGCUGCAGACUCGGCCUCAUUGCUAUGCAAUGCCCGGCCAGCCAGCCUGCCCCCGUAUUGGCCCCUCUUCUUCACCCCUCCCACCCAUCUGGGGCCCAACAGACCUUCAGCCCAGAGGAGCCUGGAUCUUGGGAGCCCAAGCCCACUGGCAUGUCAGCCCUUUGAGGGGAAAAUAAAGUUUAUGUAAACAUGG
Molecule: messenger RNA, 2936 nt
Organism: Mastomys coucha (southern multimammate mouse)
Lineage: Eukaryota; Metazoa; Chordata; Mammalia; Rodentia; Muridae
Gene: Tmem52
Product: transmembrane protein 52
Exons: 5
Coding region: 2030-2611 (193 amino acids)
Source: RefSeq, a predicted model, not a curated record